This is a messenger RNA of Acinonyx jubatus (cheetah), 3517 nucleotides long. It is a transcript of the gene CLK4, whose product is annotated as CDC like kinase 4. Gene Ontology annotation, cellular component: nucleus. Bases 2081 to 2986 code for a protein of 301 amino acids. The transcript has 11 exons. Gene Ontology annotation, biological process: protein phosphorylation; regulation of RNA splicing. The record is from RefSeq and is a predicted model, not a curated record. NCBI's taxonomy places the organism in Eukaryota, Metazoa, Chordata, Mammalia, Carnivora, Felidae. Gene Ontology annotation, molecular function: ATP binding; protein tyrosine kinase activity.
CACUGCCCUGAUUGGGAUAGCAGAGAAAGCUGGGGACAUGAAAGCUACAGUGGAAGUCACAAACGGAAGAGGAGGUCCCACAGCAGUACGCAAGAGAACAGACAUUGUAAACCACAUCACCAGUUUAAAGAAUCUGAUUGUGCUCCAUGUGCAUCCCUCUUGAAGCUUCGCACUCUGUUGAAGAGGACACCAUCCCAGUCAUUAUUUAGAAGCGAGGUCCUUGAAUGAGAGAGAUUAUCGGGACCGGAGAUAUGUUGAUGAAUAUAGAAAUGACUACUGCGAAGGCUAUGUUCCUAGACAUUAUCACAGAGACGUUGAAAGCAGUUAUCGAAUCCACUGCAGUAAAUCUUCGGUCCGAAGUAGGAGAAGCAGUCCUAAAAGGAAGCGUAAUAGACACUGUUCAAGUCAACAGUCACGUUCGGUAUGAUUGAUUUUGUUUUUAUUUUGGGUGGAUGCUUAUUUGUGUGUAAAAACUCUUAAUGAGCCAGUAAGUUUGAAAAAGUUUUUAUAUAUAUAUAUAUGUAAUAUUAUUUGGAUAUAUUAUAAAUGUGUUUAUAUUACUUGAAUCCUUAAACAUCCAAAUUUUCAUAGCUAAUCUGUAUUUAUUAGGUAGCCUUCGUUUGCCCAUAUUUACUCAUUUUCUGCAAUCCAGAUCAUGAGUUUUUGAUUUUAAUAUUAAAUUUUAAUAUUAAAAAUAUUUUUAUGUUUUGUAAUAUAAUCUUAUGAAAAAUUAAAGCACCCAUCUUUUAUAGUAAACUUUUUUUUUGUUUUUGUUUUUUACUUUAAAAGAAGCCCUUUUCCUAAUGGUUGGAAACAUCUCUAGAACUUUGCACUGGUGGAUACUUAAGUGUACUCUAUAUAUAGCAUAGUCCCAGAGCACAGUGCAUCAUUGUCUGCAGCUAGUUGCACUGAAAUUCUGAAAUGGGUGCUGAAUGGAAAGUGCGUUAUCCAAAAAGUUUGUCUUUUUUUACACUCAGACAUCUUCACCUGUUUAAUCAGUAAACUUUGAAUAAAUUGUUUCCUUCCCCAAGUUUUGAUUAGAGUGAACAUGGAAAUUAACUAGCUUUUAUUUCCCCCUUUAAUUAUGUGUAUUUUAAAAUAUUGCUAAAUAGUUUCAACUAAUUUUGACAUUUUAAAACCUUCCCCCCCAACAAACUAGACAUCUCAAUUCACAGCAUAUGCUAUUUUAUAACAAGAGAUAAGUAGAUCAUGACAUUGCAUUCUUUAAAUUUCAGACUUCAAUUAAAUCAGUAUUUUAAAGAGACAAUUGUGUUGUUUUUUUUCUAUUGCCACUUUAAGUAUCUUAUCUGAAAAUCUGUUCCUUGCCAUGUUUUUCUUCUGUAACAUAAACUGUGCCCUGUGAAUUUCUGGGGACUGAAUUUGAAAUUGCUCCUGCCAACUGUUCGUGGCCUGGUGCUUAUCUGAAUGCCUGAAUAUCUCCCCGCUGAAUGAAUUGCGUAUUCUGCCCUGAAUUCACUCUGAUAUAUUGAUUGGCUGGACGAUCUUGGUGCUGCCCACUUGCCGUUCCAGAAGAGCCACCGAAGGAAAAGAUCCAGGAGUAUAGAGGAUGAUGAGGAGGGUCACCUGAUCUGUCAAAGUGGAGACGUUCUAAGAGCAAGAUGUAUAGAAUAUUUUUCAACACUUUUUUAACUUUGCAGACAGAAUAAUCUUUUUAAGAAUAGUUGUCAGCGGGGGGCUAAAGAACUCUUCAUUGCUUUUUUGUUUUGUUUUUUGUGGGUUUGUUUGUUCUUUUGUAUUUCUUCUUUUCUAUAGAAUUUAAAUAUUUCUACUCUAAAGUUCCAAAAUAAUCAGUGGAAUUUGAGCUUAGAGCAAGAAAGAUAGCUCUAUCUAAUUGUUUUUGUAGCAGCUGAAAAUAAAAUAAUUUGAGUGCUGAAACCUUAGUUAUGCUUUAAUAGACAUCAUUUGAAAGUAUUCCACACUUAAGAAUUCAUUGUUUGAAUAACUAGAUAAUUUAUACUCAAGUACUUACUCCUUUUUCUCCUCCCUUACUUUAGAUGAAAUCGUGGACACUUUGGGUGAAGGGGCCUUUGGCAAAGUUGUAGAGUGCAUUGAUCAUGGCAUGGAUGGCAUACAUGUAGCAGUGAAAAUUGUAAAAAAUGUAGGUCGAUACCGUGAAGCAGCUCGUUCAGAAAUCCAAGUAUUGGAGCAUUUAAAUAGUACCGAUCCCAAUAGCGUCUUCCGAUGUGUCCAGAUGCUGGAGUGGUUUGAUCAUCAUGGUCAUGUUUGUAUUGUGUUUGAACUGCUGGGACUUAGUACCUAUGAUUUCAUUAAAGAAAAUAGCUUUCUGCCAUUUCAAAUUGACCACAUCAGGCAGAUGGCAUAUCAGAUCUGCCAGUCAAUAAAUUUUUUGCAUCAUAAUAAAUUAACCCAUACAGAUUUGAAGCCUGAAAAUAUUUUAUUUGUGAAGUCUGACUAUGUAGUCAAAUAUAAUUCUAAAAUGAAACGUGAUGAACGCACUCUGAAAAACACAGAUAUCAAAGUUGUUGACUUUGGAAGUGCAACAUACGAUGAUGAACAUCAUAGUACUUUGGUUUCUACACGGCAUUACAGAGCUCCAGAGGUCAUUUUGGCUUUAGGUUGGUCUCAACCUUGUGAUGUUUGGAGCAUAGGGUGCAUUCUUAUUGAAUAUUACCUUGGCUUCACAGUCUUCCAGACUCAUGAUAGUAAAGAGCACCUGGCAAUGAUGGAACGAAUAUUAGGACCCAUACCAACACACAUGAUUCAGAAAACAAGAAAACGCAAGUAUUUUCACCAUAACCAGCUAGAUUGGGAUGAACAUAGUUCUGCUGGUAGAUAUGUUAGGAGACGCUGCAAACCAUUAAAGGAAUUUAUGCUUUCUCAUGACGAAGAACAUGAGAAACUGUUUGACCUGGUACGAAGAAUGUUAGAAUAUGAUCCAGUGAAAAGAAUUACCUUGGAUGAAGCCUUGCAGCAUCCUUUCUUUGACUUAUUAAAAAAGAAAUGAAAUGGAAAUCAGUGGUCUUACUAUAUACUUCUCUAGAAGAGAUUACUUAAGACUGUGUCAGUCAACUCUAAACAUUCUAAUAUUUUUGUAAACAUUAAAUUAUUUUGUACAGUUAAGUGUAAAUACUGUAUGUUUUGUAUCAAUAGCAUAAUUACCUUGUUAAGCAAGUAUGGUCUUGAUAAUGAAUGAACUAUACAAGUUAAAUUUUUUUCAUUUUGAGAUUAAUUACCAUUUUUAAAGACCUUUGGAAUAUUCUUUGUGUCCUGUGAUAAACAUGAUUGAUCUUGUCUUUUGUACAUGGAGGUCAACUCUUUGAAGUGAUUUUUUUGAGUAAAAGGAAAUCUUGACUACUUUAUUCUUAAUGAAUAUUCUUUAUAUACCUCAAAUUCAGAACUUUUCUUAACUUUAAAGUUUUUUUCUGUAAUUGUUGAACAGGUAAUAAGUAUUAUUAACUCCCAAUAGGCAGGUAUUGGAAACCAAAACCCAUAGGAAAUGUUUACUGUUGGAAUUUCAUUAAAUUUUAAGAAUUGU